This is a messenger RNA of Leptidea sinapis, 926 nucleotides long. RefSeq names its product apolipophorin-3-like. The transcript has 5 exons. Gene Ontology annotation, molecular function: lipid binding. The coding region runs from base 325 to 888 and encodes 187 amino acids. The record is from RefSeq and is a predicted model, not a curated record. Gene Ontology annotation, cellular component: extracellular region. Gene Ontology annotation, biological process: lipid transport. NCBI's taxonomy places the organism in Eukaryota, Metazoa, Arthropoda, Insecta, Lepidoptera, Pieridae.
CCAGCUCCUCAGCAACCAGCUGUCAGUGCCGCUCCAGAGACCAGUCCGCAACCAUCACCCGACCACUCCACGGAACUCCACUCUCAGGUAUCAGAGGAGGCGAGCCGUGUCCAAGGGCAUAGGGCACCCGAUUGUUGUGCUCAGGAAAAUUUCACCCGGGACUGCUUAUCUGCCGCCGUGAGCUGGCUGGCUCCUCCCCGCGUCCCGCACCCCUCUUCCCACCGCAGUAUAUACGGCGGCCACUGACCGGACACCGGCACAACUCAUCAGCCUGAGCUAGCAGCACCACGCUAUUCGCAGACACUUGCAGCAACCACAGUCGACAUGAGCAAGCUUCUAGUUUUGGUCGCAGCCUGCCUGGCCCUGGCCAGCGCGCACGUUGCCCGUCGCGAGGCCCCCGCCUCCAGCCCGCUGCAGGAGGUGCAGCGCAACGCCGAGCAGUUCCAGAAGACGUUCAGUGAGCAGUUUUCAGCGCUCACCAACUCCAAGAACACCGAGGAGUGGAACAAGGCAUUGAAAGACGGCUCCGACGUCGUGCUCAACCAGCUCUCCAUCUUCUCGCAGACCCUGCAGAAUGCCCUGAGCGACGCAAACGGCAAGGCCAAGGAAGCCCUGGAGUCGACGCGAAACAACAUCGAGAAGACUGUGCAGGAGCUGCGGCAGGCACACCCUGAAGUAGAACAGCAGGCAUCCGCGCUCAGAGACAAGCUGCAGAACGCCGUGCAGACUACCGUGCAGGAGACACAGAAGUUGGCCAAGGAGGUGGCCGCUAACGUGCAGGAAACCAACAAGAAGCUGGAGCCGCAGAUCCAGAAGGCCUACGAUGACUUUGUGAAGCAGGCCGACUCUGUACAGAAGAAGCUGCACGAGGUCGCCACCAAGCAGUAGACCGCACUUCUUAUCAAUAAAUCUUCAUAGUACGAUCA